UUCUACAUUUAAUAUUCUAUACAUGUAUUCAAACAUUUGAUGUGACAGCAUAAAAAUUUUUGUUUUAACAGCGUAAGUUUUUUUUGCUUUGGGAACUAAACACAGCGCGCCCUCUAAGAAAAGAACACGUCGCCGCGUGUUCUUUCAGUCAACUCCUAAUACACGACGCAGCUUCCAUGACACAUCCUCCUGAUCUUGGCAUAUUUGCCCUCCAAAAAACGAAGGAAGGAAGCUUGUGCGCGAUCUAUUUAUAUGGAUAUCAAGCCCGGCCGGCAUGUAAAAGCAAGACGGCAAGAAGAACAACACGAAGGCGAUUAUACAUGUUAGAAAUGGCUACCACUAGUACACUGCAUCAGGCGGUUGCCUACUUAUUAGCCGUCAUGCUCGUCUGCUUGGCGCCGGUGACACCGGCAUCGGCUCAGCCAUGGCCGGGCUGCCCCGACAAGUGCGGGAACAUCAGCAUCUCCUACCCCUUCGGCAUUGGCGCCGGCUGCGCCCGGGACAAAGACUUCCAGCUCGAGUGCGACGGCAACACUCCGCACUUCAACUACCUGGAUGAUCGUGAGAAAAAGCUGGUGAGCCUUUCCAUCGCCGACGGCGAGGUCCGGGUCUUCGUCGACGCGGGAAGCAACUGCCACGACGACCGCUUCAAAGCAAUCAGUGGGCACUACCGCACGCCGGACUACGGCCGCAGCAUCGCCUACCGGUUCUCCACAGCGAGGAACCGCCUUGUCGUGCUCGGGUGCCCCGUCCUUGGCUACUUGGUUGACGCCGACGAUAACUACGUCACUGGCUGCACAUCCACGUGCCGGCGGUCGCAGUCGCAGGGUGACUUGCCGGGCCAGUGCACCGGCGAGUCGGGGUGCUGCCAGAACACCAUGCCCCGCGCUCUCAACGUCUACAAGCCUUACAUACUCACGUUGAAUAAGACAGAGGAACCAACGCGAAACGUCCCCGACCAACAGGAGCUCCCGCCGACGGAACCCGUCUUCCGCCAUCUCGACUCAACAAAAUGCCAGUAUGUGUUCGUGGCGGAGGACAAGUGGAUCAACACCACCUACAGCUAUCGCGCCUUCAUCAACCGAACCAGCGACUUCACCGUCCCCGUCGUGCUCGACUGGGCCAUCCGGAACGCCGGCAACUGCGACAUCGCCGUGCGCAACAGGACGGACUACGCGUGCCGGAGCGCGCACAGCGAGUGCUUCAACGCCAGCGACGGCCAGGGGUACCGGUGCAGGUGCUCCAAGGGCUACGAGGGCAACCCCUACCUCGACGGUGGAUGCAAAGACAUCGAUGAAUGCCAACGCACAAAGGAAUACCCAUGCUUCGGAAAAUGCACAAACACAAUCGGAAGCUACACCUGCGAAUGCCGACCGGGGACUAGUGGAAAUGCAACCCAGGAGAAUGGAUGCCUCCCAACGGACAAGUUCACGUUAGCUCUGAAAGUCGUUACAGGUAUUCAAUCGGCCGGUUAUCAAGCAACAUUAUUAAUGCACUUAUUUUCUUGUCGGGAACUAAUGAAUAUCAUUGGCAUACCAUGUUCAGGGGUCAGCGUCGGUGUGUUCCUGUUACUGUUCAUGUUGUUCUGGCUCUACCUGGGGCUCCAAAAGAGGAAGCUCAUCAGAACGAAGCAAAGAUUCUUUGAGCAGAACGGUGGCGUGCUUCUCCAGCAACAGAUGAGUUCCUAUGGUGGCACCAGCGGCGGAGCGGGUGGGUUCAAGAUUUUCUCCAAGGAAGAGCUCGAGAAGGCCACCAACAGCUUUGCCGCCGACCGUGUUCUUGGCCGCGGUGGCUACGGCAUCGUCUACAAAGGCGUCCUGGAGGACAACAUGGUGGUGGCCAUCAAGAAGUCAAAGAUGAUAGAGGAGGCACAGACCAAGGAAUUUGCGAAGGAGAUGUGCAUCCUCUCCCAGAUCAACCACAAGAACGUCGUCAAGUUGCUCGGUUGUUGUCUUGAAGUCGAAGUUCCCAUGCUAGUUUAUGAGUUUGUCUCAAACGGCACCCUCGACCACUACAUCCAUGGCAGCACUCUCAACACUGUCAUAUCCUUGGACUCUCGUCUUCGGAUAGCGGCAGAGUCAGCAGAGGCACUCUCCUACAUGCAUUCUUCAGCCUCACCACCCAUCCUCCACGGAGAUGUCAAGACGGCAAAUAUCCUCCUUGAUGACAAACUCACCGCAAAAGUUUCAGAUUUUGGGACAUCAAAACUGGUGCCUAAUGAUGAGUUCGAGAUUGCAACUCUGGUGCAAGGGACAUGUGGGUACCUAGACCCUGAGUACCUCAUGACAUGUCAGCUGACUAACAAGAGUGAUGUGUACAGUUUUGGUGUUGUCCUCCUGGAGCUUCUAACCAGGAAGAAGGCACUCUACUUCGGCGGAUCAGAGGAAGACAGGAGCCUCGUGUCUUGCUUCAUGACGGCUGUGAGAGAUGGCCGCCAUGAGGAACUUAUUGACAGCCAGGUGAGGAAUGAGAUGACAGAGGAGGUGCUCCAAGAGAUUACACACCUCGUGAUGCGAUGUGUGAGCAUGAGUGGUGAGGAACGACCGAUGAUGAAGGAGGUCGCUGAGAAGCUGGAGAUGCUGAGGAGAUACCAGCUACACCCCUGGGAUAAAGGUGAUGCCAAUCCGGAGGAGAAGCAGAGCUUGCUUGACAUGGAACAGAGAAAUGUGGAUCAGAAGUUCAGACACCACCAUGACUAUGAUCCUGAAAAUCCAGCUUGCAGAUCCUAGUAUUUGUGCCAUUCGGGUAUGACCUGUGUUUUGGGGUAGAAAUAAAAUAGACAUAUUGUUACCUUGAAUGUGCGUUGGUACUAAUCAUCACUAUGCUUUCUCCAAAACACACUCAGGGAAUAUUGCUGUCUCUCCGUUGUCCAUUCAGUUGCAAGAAAUCAACCUAUCAGAAUAGAACUUUCAGUCACAAUAACGU
This is a messenger RNA of Oryza sativa Japonica Group (Japanese rice), 2925 nucleotides long. Its product is annotated as wall-associated receptor kinase 1. Gene Ontology annotation, molecular function: polysaccharide binding; ATP binding; protein serine/threonine kinase activity. Gene Ontology annotation, cellular component: plasma membrane. Lineage: Eukaryota; Viridiplantae; Streptophyta; Magnoliopsida; Poales; Poaceae. The record is from RefSeq and is a predicted model, not a curated record. Gene Ontology annotation, biological process: protein phosphorylation; cell surface receptor signaling pathway.